AUGUCGUCGCUCGCCGUCGGCCGCGGGCCGGAGAGCGAGCUGUACUGGCUCGGGGGCCUCUUCACGGCCGCGGAACUGGCCGCCGCCGACCUGCUGCUAAAGCUACGCGGUGACGACGAGGAGGAGGUGGCGGCGUCCGCCGACACGUCAUCAUACUCGCGGCGGUUCCCGAGCUCCCGCCGCGAGGACCUCGCCGUGGUGGACGAGGAGUCGAAGGAGGAGCGGGCCUUCGAGGACGCCGCGACGGCGUCUGCGGCCACGCCGUUCUCCUCGAGGCGGUCUGCGAGCUCGUGCUGCCAGGUCCCCGUGGAGGCCGAGGAGGAGCCUCGGCCGAUCGUCAAGGAGACGGCGCCCUCGCUGGGGUCGAUGGAGCUGGACAGGAGGGCGAGGAAGAGGCACCGCCUGCUGUCUGAGCUGUACGCCGCCACGGCCCCGGUGACAUCAUCCUCCGCCUCCGCGAAGAAGAAGAUACGGAAGGUACACGGUGACGACGGCGCCGGCACCGUCGAGUCGUCGGUGGACCAGGAGACGAGGAACGGCGAGGGACUAGUAGCACAGAAGGGCUUCUAUGUAAUUACGCCGUGA
Molecule: messenger RNA, 585 nt
Organism: Triticum turgidum subsp. durum (durum wheat)
Lineage: Eukaryota; Viridiplantae; Streptophyta; Magnoliopsida; Poales; Poaceae
Source: the annotation of a GenBank genome assembly